AUGAAGGUUUGUACUACUACUACUACUACUAUUAUUAUUAUACUAUCAGCGUUAGGUGCCAUUGUUUCUGCUGAAGAUGAUGUGAGGUGCCUGCAAGGUGUUAAAAAAUCACUUGAUGACCCAGGAGGGAAGCUGACCACAUGGAACUUUGCAAACUCAUCUGUUGGAUUCAUCUGCAAUUUUGUUGGGGUGUCAUGUUGGAAUGAUCGAGAGAACAGGAUAAUCAACCUCGAAUUACGUGACAUGAAGCUGUCAGGACAAGUUCCUGAAUCCUUACAGUAUUGCCAAAGCCUGCAAAACUUGGAUCUUUCAUCUAAUUCUCUCUCUGGUACGAUUCCUGCUCAAAUAUGUACCUGGGUACCUUACUUAGUCACUCUUGAUCUCUCAAAUAAUGAUCUUUCUGGUCCUAUACCACCUGAUCUUGCAAAUUGUACUUACUUGAAUAAGUUGAUUCUAUCCAACAACCGUCUCUCUGGGUCUAUUCCUUUUGAAUUUUCUAGUUUGGAUAGGCUGAAGCAGUUUUCUGUGGUAAAUAAUGAUCUGACUGGGAUAGUUCCUUCCUUCUUUAAUAAUUUUGAUUCCGCGGAUUUUGAUGGGAACAAGGGACUUUGUGGGAAGCCUUUAUCUAAGUGUGGUGGACUAAGCAAGAAGAAUCUUGCUAUUAUAAUUGCUGCUGGGGUUUUUGGUGCCGCCGCUUCUUUGUUGUUGGGAUUUGGGUUGUGGUGGUGGUAUCAUUUGAGGUAUUCGAGGAGGAGAAAGGAAGGGUAUGGCAUUGGAAGAGGUGACGAUACUAGUUGGGCUCAGAGAUUGAGAUCUCACAAGCUUGUUCAAGUUUCUUUGUUUCAAAAGCCUCUUGUUAAGGUUAAAUUGGCUGAUUUAAUGGCUGCUACAAACAAUUUUAGUCCAGAGAAUAUCAUUAUUUCCACCAGGACAGGCACCACUUAUAAGGCUGUUCUUCCUGAUGGAUCGGCUCUCGCAAUCAAGCGUCUUAGCACUUGUAAGCUCGGUGAGAAGCAAUUUCGGUUAGAGAUGAAUCGAUUAGGCCUGAUUAGGCAUCCAAAUUUGGCACCCCUUUUGGGGUUUUGUGUUGUGGAGGAGGAGAAGCUUUUGGUUUAUAAGCGUAUGUCUAAUGGGACUUUAUAUUCUUUGCUCCAUGGGGCUGGUAAGGUACUGGAUUGGCCAACAAGAUUCAGGAUUGGUUUGGGUGCUGCUAGGGGUUUAGCGUGGCUUCAUCAUGGAUGCCAGCCUGCAUCCCUGCAUCAGAACAUCUGCUCCAACGCGAUUCUAGUUGAUGAAGAUUUUGAUGCUCGGAUUAUGGACUUCGGAUUGGCAAGGAUGAUGACUUGCUCGGACUCUAGUGAGAGCAGUUAUGUUAAUGGGGAUUUAGGAGAAUUAGGUUAUGUGGCACCAGAAUACUCAAGCACCAUGGUUGCUUCACACAAAGGAGACGUGUAUGGAUUUGGAGUGGUGCUUUUGGAGCUGGUGACAGGGCAAAAACCUCUCGACAUCAGCACUGCCGAAGAAGGAUUCCGAGGGAACUUGGUGGAUUGGGUAAGCCACCUCUCAAGUUCAGGUAGAAGCAAAGAUGCAGUUGACAAGGCUAUCUGUGGUAAAGGACAUGAUGAGGAAAUUUUCCAGUUACUGAAAAUUGCUUGUAAUUGUGUCAUUGCUCGGCCCAAGGACAGAUGGUCUAUGUACAAGUCUUACCAAUCCUUAAAGAUCAUUGCCUGUGAGCAUGGUUUGUCAGAGCAAGAUGAUGAAUUUCCAUUGAUUUUUGGCAAACAAGAUUAUGAUUAA
Molecule: messenger RNA, 1797 nt
Organism: Dovyalis caffra
Lineage: Eukaryota; Viridiplantae; Streptophyta; Magnoliopsida; Malpighiales; Salicaceae
Source: the annotation of a GenBank genome assembly